AUGGACGAUCCAAGGUUUGCACGUAUAAAGAAAGAUCCCAGAUUUAAAUCAUUACCAAAAAAACAACUCAAAACUAAACUAAACAAAAAAUUCAGUUCCAUUCUAAAGGACCCAAAGUUUUCUACAAAACCUAAAUUUGAUAUAUAUGGAAAUAAGAGAAAAUACAAUUCAGAAUUUAAAGAUCAUUAUGAAUUGGAAGAUGAAGAGGAAGAAUAAGUAAUUCAAUAAGAAGAAGAUGAAGGAAAUUAAAAUGAAGAUUAAUCAUUAGAAUAAGAUUAAUAAGAAGACUCUAAAGAAAAAUCAUAAGAUGAAUCUGAUCAAAAUGAAGAAGAACUUAAUUCUGAAGAAGAUAUUUCUAUAUCAUCAGGUGUUGAUAAUUGGGAAGAUGAAGACUUAGAUUAAAAGAAUGCACCAAUUAUUUUAUAAGCUACAAAAAGAUUGGCAUUAUAAAAUUAUGAUUGGUAAUAAAUUAAGGCUAAAGAUUUAUUCGUCCUUUUUUCUUCAUUUGCACCUACAGGCUCAUCUAUAUAAUAAGUAUAAGUAUAUGUUAGUGAAUAUGGAAAAUAAAAAUUGGCUGAAGAAAAUGAAUUUGGACCUAGACAAAUAUUCAAAGAGAAUUAUGUGUAAUUAUUUUAAUUUAAUUAAUUAGACCAAAAAAAUAAAAAGAUGAAGUUAGUGCAGUAAAUGAAUUAAUUGUAAAAGGACAUGAAGAAGAUUUAGAUGUAGAUCCUAUAAAAUUAAGAUAAUAUGAAAAAGAUAGACUUAAAUACUAUUAUGCAGUUAUUGAAUGUGAUUCAAAUAAAACAGCAGAUUAAAUAUAUUAAUAAAUUAAUGGAAAGGAAUUUGAAUUAACUAAUAUAAAAAUUGAUUUGAGAUUCAUUCCUGAUGAUGUAGUAUUACCAAAAGAUAAUCUCAAAUAGGAAUGUAAUACUUUACCAUCUCAUAUUACAUCUAACAAUAUUAUCAAUAGAGCUGUUGGACAUACAGAUGUAAAAUUAACUUGGGAAGAUAGUAAGCCUAGAACAAAUUUUUGGAAUAAAAAUAUUAAAAAUUUUAAUAAAGAAGAUUUUGAAGAUAUUGUUGGAAAUUAUGAAAGUGAAGAUGAGGAAAAAAUUAAAGAAGAUGUUAAAGAUCUAUUAAAUUAAGUUUAAGAAAAUAAAAAUGAUGAAGAAGAGGAUUGGAGAAAUUCAUUUAAAAAAAGUAUUAAUAAUUUUUAUAAUUAGAAUCUAAGAGUAAUCUAAAAAUUACAUUUUAAAGUGGAUUCAAUCCAGAUGGUUAAAAUUCUAUUAUUGAAAGAAUGGGUUAAAAGUCAAAAAAAAUUCAUGUACCUAAGGAAGGAAGAAUUGAUGAUUUUUUUGUUGGAUUUUAAGAAUAAGAAUAAGAUGAUGAUGAUAAUGAAGGAAGACCAAAAGAACAUUUAAAAUAUUUAGAAAGAAAGAAAUUAAAAAAAUAAGAAUUAAAAUAAAAGAGAUUUGAAUAAGCAUAAUUAAAAUUAUUAGUUGAAGAUGAUAAAAAACCAAAAAUUGGAUUUAAUCCUAAUGAUAAAAGGUAAAAAAAUGUUUAAUAUAAAUUUAGAUUUGAAGCUAUACAUACAAAACCAGAAUAUGCAAUUGAUCCAACUAACAAAUAAUUUAAAUCUGUAUAAAAUGAAUAGGAACAAAGAAAAAAAUAGAAAUUAUUUUGA
This is a messenger RNA of Paramecium primaurelia, 1684 nucleotides long. The record is from the annotation of a GenBank genome assembly. NCBI's taxonomy places the organism in Eukaryota, Ciliophora, Oligohymenophorea, Peniculida, Parameciidae.